Messenger RNA from Erythranthe guttata (spotted monkey flower), 1229 nucleotides. Its product is annotated as peroxidase 27. Gene Ontology annotation, biological process: response to oxidative stress; hydrogen peroxide catabolic process. The record is from RefSeq and is a predicted model, not a curated record. Gene Ontology annotation, molecular function: peroxidase activity; heme binding. Lineage: Eukaryota; Viridiplantae; Streptophyta; Magnoliopsida; Lamiales; Phrymaceae.
CCUAAGUCAUACAAUAUUAAUCUCUUUCCCUAAUUUGAGGAAAAAGAUUAAUCAAUUAUUUUAAUUAUGGCAAUAAUUACAAAGCUUCUUUUUCUUUGUUUUCUUGUCUUCUUCUUUCAUCAUGCUAAUGCACAAAACCUUGCACUCAAUUUCUAUAGAAGGACAUGCCCUUCUGUUGAAUCUAUCGUAAAUCGGACGACUGCGAGUUUCAUUUCCCGUGCACCGUCUCUUGCUGCAGCACUCCUCCGGAUGCAUUUCCACGAUUGUUUCGUUAGGGGAUGUGAUGGAUCCGUACUUUUGAACUCGACCGCAAAUAAUACGGCUGAGAGGGAUUCGAUACCGAACCUGAGCCUUAGAGGCUUCCAAGUAAUUGAUGCCGUAAAAACUGCAGUGGAGAGAAGUUGCCCUAGAACAGUUUCUUGUGCCGAUAUUCUUGCUUUAGUUGCUCGAGACGCAGUUUCGCAGAUAAAGGGACCGUUUUGGCAAGUACCGUUGGGACGAAGAGACGGAAAUGUGUCGAUUUCCAACGAGGCGUUGACUAAUCUCCCACCUCCGUUUUUCAACGCCACUCAGCUCGUGGCAUCAUUUGCUGCAAAGGGAUUAGAUGUUAAGGAUCUUGUUGUCUUGUCAGGAGGGCACACAAUAGGGGUUUCACACUGCUCAAGCUUCACGACCCGAAUAUACAACUUCACGGGAAGAAACGACGCGGACCCCACAAUGGACCCGAACUACGUGGCAGCACUAAAGGCGAGAUGCCCGCCUACGGACACGACCACCAUAGUUCAGAUGGACCCGGGUAGCUUCGACAGAUUCGACACGGAUUACUACACAAUCGUAAGGAAAAGAAGGGGUCUUUUCGAGUCGGACGCAGCUCUGCUACGCAACAACGUGACCAAUGCGUACGUGCAGCAGCAUUCGAGUUCAUCGGGAUCGUCCAGUUUCUUUCAGGACUUUGCUGCAUCGAUGGUCAAGAUGGGCCGGAUUGGGGUGCUGACCGGAACAGCUGGUGAGAUUAGGAGGAUUUGUUCUGUUGCUAAUUAAUUAAUUUAUUUAUUUUAAUUUCUUAAAUUUGUGUGGAAGUUUUUAGGGUAAUCAAUAAUUUGUGAGGUGGUUGAGAUCAUUUAAGGGUUUUUUUUUUUUUUCUUUUAAUGGUUUGUAAUUGUAUGUCAUGAAUAAAUGUCUUCUACUUGAAAGUAAGUAAUAAAAUUAUGUUAUCUUUUAUAUUUUCU